AUUUUGUUUUGGACACCAAGCGGGAGUUGGCGGCGCCGGCUGUGGUGGCACAGACGAAAGGCAGGAAAGGGCAGGCCUGGCGAGCGGGAGGACGGCCGGCCAGAUACGCAACCCACGACGAGUGAGCUUCGCAGCAUACCGUUUAAGCAUCUAACCUAACUGCCCAGCUUGUUAGCCCCAGCGGCCCCCCAUUCUCGGGAUUUGAAGAUGGCUGCACAGUCAGCGCCGAAAGUUGUGCUAAAAAGCACCACCAAGAUGUCUCUAAAUGAGCGCUUUACUAAUAUGCUGAAGAACAAACAGCCGAUGCCAGUGAAUAUUCGGGCUUCGAUGCAGCAGCAGCAGCAGCUAGCCAGUGCCAGAAACAGAAGACUGGCCCAGCAGAUGGAGAAUAGACCCUCUGUCCAGGCAGCAUUAAAACUUAAGCAGACUUUAUAUGCAAGUCCGGACAGUGGCUGUGGAAGGAUAUGUCCAAGCUGUGGCUGGGCGUCCAGAGGGCGGUGCCAUGCAACUAAGAGCUUAAAGCAGCGCCUGGGUAAGAGUAACAUCCAGGCACGUUUAGGCCGACCCAUAGGUACCCUGGCCAGGGGAGCGAUUGGAGGAAGAAGCCUACCCAUAAUCCAGAGAGGCUUGCCCCGAGGAGGACUACGUGGGGGACGUUCCACCAGGUCCCUGCUUAGGGGCGGGAUAUCGCUCCGAGGUCAAAACCUGCUCCGAGGUGGACGAGCCGUAGCUCCCCGAAUGGGCUUAAGAAGAGGUGGUGUUCGAGGUCGUGGAGGUCCUGGGAGAGGGGGCCUAGGGCGUGGAGCUAUGGGUCGUGGCGGAAUCGGUGGUAGAGGUCGGGGUAUGAUAGGUCGGGGAAGAGGGGGCUUUGGAGGCAGAGGCCGAGGUCGUGGCCGAGGGAGAGGUGCCCUCACUCGCCCUGUACUGACCAAGGAGCAGCUGGACAACCAAUUGGAUGCCUACAUGUCGAAAACUAAAGGACACCUGGAUGCUGAGUUGGAUGCCUACAUGGCACAGACAGAUCCUGAAACUAAUGAUUGAAGCCUGCCUGCCUGCCCGCCUGUUAGACUCUUGUUAAAGUCACCACAUCUAUAAAAAGAAAAAAAAAUAAUCUUGAGAAAACAUGAGAAGAAACCUGAUUGAUGCUGGAAGGACCUAUCACAAUAGGCUGUGGACUUACCUGCCACCAGUUGGCACAUUUAGUCUGUUCCGUCUACUUUUUGAUACUGUGUUAUAUGAAACCCUAUUUUCCUUUGAUUUGGUUGAGUUUGUUUUGUUGUUUAUCCAGUCACCCAGACUUCUGUUUGAACAGGAAUGCAUUGGCCUUGUGAGUGAACAUUUUUCCAGCCUCUGCCUCACCUGUCAUAUACUCUGACAUUUUAAUAUUUCCUUUGUUCAUCUUUAUGAUCCCAAAAAAGGUCCCCAGAAGGAUCCUGUGUUGUCAAUAAUGUGUGGUCACUGGGAUAGAGUUCUACAUCUUCUUUAAAGACUUCCUGUUAAUAACUAAAACUAAAGGUGUGUCUGCUCUGUUGUUGGUGAAGGUAGUAAAUUGGAAAUGCUGGUAUUGCUUCUGGGCCAGGAAUGGCUUGUACAUGGUAGUGACUUUGAUUUGGUCAAAGUUGGUGCUGCCUACAUUGAUAUUACAUAAAUGGUAGCUGACAUGCUGAGUUAGAUAUGUACAAUUCCCACCCUAAAAUAAGAGUUUGUUAAGCUUUCCUUUUGGUUUUGUGUCAUGUCCAAGAGGCUUGUGCUCAUCCAGUACAGAAAAAGCCAUUUGGUGUGGCAGAAGAAACAAGGGUGGGAGACUGUUUACAAACUAACUGCUGGGAAGGGGUCAUUUGCUGCUCAUGCUGAAAUGCAGUUACUUGUGUGUGUCCCAACCAAUCUUGGUCUAAUCCACAUAACUGGCUUUAUUUGACCCUCCUGAAGGUUUAAGUUCAACCAUAUUUUGUCAGCUGUUCAGUUUCAGUGGAAUCUUGUAUUUUUGGUCAUUAUAACAAAUUGUUCUCUCAAAUUCAACCCAGGCUUUCUGUUUAUUCUUUGGGUUCCUUAAAAUAUUGUAUAAC
Messenger RNA from Cricetulus griseus (Chinese hamster), 2066 nucleotides. Lineage: Eukaryota; Metazoa; Chordata; Mammalia; Rodentia; Cricetidae. The record is from RefSeq and is a predicted model, not a curated record.